This is a messenger RNA of Homarus americanus (American lobster), 2123 nucleotides long. RefSeq names its product endoglucanase A-like. Gene Ontology annotation, biological process: carbohydrate metabolic process. The coding region runs from base 57 to 1475 and encodes 472 amino acids. The record is from RefSeq and is a predicted model, not a curated record. NCBI's taxonomy places the organism in Eukaryota, Metazoa, Arthropoda, Malacostraca, Decapoda, Nephropidae. Gene Ontology annotation, molecular function: hydrolase activity, hydrolyzing O-glycosyl compounds. The transcript is spliced from 13 exons.
ACUGAGAGCGAAAACCAUUCGUCACCAGUGUGUCUCCCGCAGCAGACAUAACCAGAAUGCUGACAAAGAUCUUCCUACUGGGUGCCGCCACCUUCGCUCUCCUCCAUACAGGAGAGGCGCUGGUGGCUCGCCUCGAGGACGUUCCCAACCCCUGUAAAACGACUGGCAUGAAACCUUUUGACUACAGCCAGUUACUGUGUAUGUCGGUCCUAUUCUACGAGGCUCAACGCUCUGGUGAACUGCCCGGGGAUCAGCGACUCACCUGGCGGGGAGACUCAGCCCUUAAAGAUGGUUCUGAUGUCGGCCACGAUCUUACUGGUGGAUAUUUCGAUGCUGGUGACUUUGUGAAAUUUGGUUUCCCGAUGGCUUUCAGUACCACCCUCCUGGCCUGGGGCCUUAUCGACUUCAGUAAUGGUUAUUCUUCUGCAGGUCAGACCAAUCAUGGCAAAGCAGCUGUUAAAUGGGCCACUGACUAUUUCCUUAAGUGUCACACCGGUCACUACGAAUUCUACGGUCAGGUUGGUGACGGCCACAUCGAUCACGAUUACUGGGGACGGCCUGAGGAGAUGACCAUGAAGAGACCUUCCUUUAAGAUCGACAGCAGCAAACCAGGCACUGAAUUGGCUGGCGAGACUGCUGCUGCCCUCGCCGCUGCCUAUAUGGUGUUCAAGAGUUCGGACGCCAGCUACUCCAAACAGUUAUUAUCAACGGCUAAAGAACUUUAUCAGUUCGCCAACGAGAAGCGAGGCAGCUACAGCGACUCCAUCCCAGAGGUCAAAGACUUCUACAAGUCGUGGAACGGGUUUGGUGACGAGCUGCUGUGGGCCGCUGCCUGGCUGUACAGAGCAACUGGGGACACAACCUACCUAGACAAGGCCAAAGAACACUGGGACGAAUUCGAUCUGGGUGACCCCCCGACAGAGUUCUCCUGGGACUCCAAGGCUCCAGGUGCCUAUGCAGUCUUGGCUCUUGCCACUGGUAAUGAUCUGUAUAAGAACACCCUCAAGACCUGCUUGGACAACAUGAGGCACGACCUGCCCUACACCCCCGCCGGCCUGGUCUUCGUCAACGACUGGGGCUCCAACAGACACGCCGCCAACCUCGCCAUGUUGGCCAUGGUGGCAGGCAAGUUGAACAUCGACGCCAGCACCAACAGGCAGUGGGCGAAGAAGCAGAUCGACUACAUGCUGGGUGAUCCUCUACACUCCUACGUGGUGGGCUUCGGUAGCAACCAUCCUAAGAAGCCUCAUCAUGCCUCCUCUUCCUGCCCCGACAUGCCAGAGAAAUGUGACCCUAACUGGGCCAUGAACCAGGAUGGCCCUAACCCCCAGACACUGUGGGGCGCGCUUGUUGGUGGUCCCUCACAAGACGACUCGUACAGUGACAGCCGCCCAGACUACCAGCAUAAUGAGGUGGCGUGUGACUACAAUGCCGGCUUCACCGGUGCUUUGGCUGGCCUGGUAGAACACCACUAGACCCCCUCACAAGCCCGAUCAACCCCUACUGCCACGUCCAUGGUCUGGUCGAACACUUCUAGCGCCUCUCCGGACAUGAUCGAACACUUCUAGCGCCUCUCCGGACAUGAUCGAACACUUAUAGCGCCUCACCGAACAUGAUUGAACACUUCUAGCGCCUCUCCGGACAAGAUCGAACACCUCUAGCGCCUCUCCGGACAUGAUCGAACACUUCUAGCGCCUCUGCGGACAUGACCGAACACUUCUAGCGCCUCCCCGGACAUGAUCGAACACUUCUAGCGCCUCUCCGGACAUGAUCGAACACUUCUAGCGCCUCUCCGGAGAUGAUCGAACACUUCUAGCUCCUCUGCGGACAUGACCGAACACUUCUAGCGCCUCUACGGACAUGAUCGAACAUUUCUAGCGCCUCUCCGGACAUGAUCGAACACUUCUAACGCCUCUCCGGAGAUCAUCGAACAUUCAAUAGAUUAACCGAACACAUAUAGCACUUCGCUCAGGGGUUUUACGUCCUCUUGGUGAAUGAAUUCUUCUUUCAAUUUAUUCUUAAGAUUAAUAAACUAAUACAGAUUACAGAUUGCCCACGAGAGGGCUAGUUUAUUGGGCACCCCCUUACAUCCUGUGCAAGGUUAAUAAACUAAUAUUGAUGCA